AUGACAACUCCUAAAAUCUCUCUCAUUCCUUUCACUAUUCUUUCGAUCUUCUUCUUCUCUUUCACUCAAGGAGCCAACUUCGAUGUCAUAAACCAAUGUCCAUACACAGUGUGGGCCGCUGUCUCAACUGGUGGAGGUAAACAGCUUGAAACAGGUCAAUCAUGGCAAGUCACAGUUGCACCAGGAACACCUAAAGCUCGUAUCUGGGGAAGAACAGGUUGCAACUUUGAUGCAAAUGGAAGAGGGAAAUGUGAUACAGGCGACUGUAAUGGAAUGCUUGAAUGUAAUGGUUAUGGAGCACCACCCAAUACCCUAGCUGAGUUUGCUCUUAACCAAUUCAACAACGAUGACUUUGUUGACAUAUCUGUCAUCGAUGGGUUCAAUAUCCCGAUGGAGUUUAGCCCAGUUGGUGCUUCAUGCAAGACUAUGAGGUGUGCUGCUGAUAUAAAUGGUCAGUGCCCUGAACAAUUGCGAACUAAGGGAGGAUGUAAUAACCCAUGCACGGUUUUUAAUACUGUUGAGUAUUGUUGCACGAUUGAACGUGGUAGCUGUGGACCUACUGAGUAUUCGAAGUUCUUUAAGGAUAGGUGUCCUGAUGCUUAUAGCUACCCUCAAGAUGAUGAGUCUAGUUUGUUUACUUGUCCUGGUGGAACUAACUACAAGGUUGUGUUUUGUCCAUGA
This is a messenger RNA of Lactuca saligna, 681 nucleotides long. Lineage: Eukaryota; Viridiplantae; Streptophyta; Magnoliopsida; Asterales; Asteraceae. The record is from the annotation of a GenBank genome assembly.